This is a messenger RNA of Panicum hallii, 1299 nucleotides long. RefSeq names its product tubulin-folding cofactor C. Gene Ontology annotation, cellular component: cytoplasm. Bases 35 to 1087 code for a protein of 350 amino acids. The record is from RefSeq and is a predicted model, not a curated record. Lineage: Eukaryota; Viridiplantae; Streptophyta; Magnoliopsida; Poales; Poaceae. Gene Ontology annotation, biological process: tubulin complex assembly; post-chaperonin tubulin folding pathway. The transcript has a single exon. Gene Ontology annotation, molecular function: tubulin binding.
UCUUUCCCUCGACGCCUUCACUUCCCCGUCCCCGAUGCCAUCCGGCGCCGCCGCUGGAAUGGAGCCGGAGCCCGAACAGCCAAAGGCCGGCGCCGCCGGCGGGGCCCACCGCAAGCACCUGGCCAUGCUCGAGCGCCUCUCCAAGCGCUCCUCCUCCGCCGGCGCUUCCUCGGACUCCGCCGGCGCCUCCCCCGUCGAGGCCUUCCUCACCCGCUUCGCCGCCGCCAAGCUCGCCGCGGAGUCGGCGCUUUCGGCCUGCCGCGCAUCGUCCCCCGAAGGCGACGGGGCCGCAUCCCUGGCCGCUGCUGCGGCCGCCAUCGACGACCUCGACCGCCUCGUCGCCGAGUCGUCCCACGCGCUGCCGCCCUACGAGCUACGCGCCGCCCUCGCCACCGCCGCCGACCUCCGCGCGGCACACAGGGCCGCGGCCUCUGAGAUCCGGCCCAAGAAGUCCUUCUCCUUCAGGAACAAGAGCAGGGCCCCGAAGAACCCGCCUCGAGAUCCUGCCGCCGUACCACCACCACAGCCGAAGCCUAGCACUGACGCGGUCCUACCAGGGUGCGGGUUCCGGGGCAGGAACGGCGGCACCUUGGUGAAGGAUCUGCGAGCCUCCAGCGACAAGGAUGGGGAUUUCACGCUCGCGGAUUUGGUUUCCUGCGAGGUCUAUCUCAAGGGCAAAUGCCGGGCGCUGUAUGUCCACAAGCUGCGAGAUUGCCGUGUGUUCGUCGGUGCUGUUCUUGGCUCGGUGCUCAUAGAGGAUGUCGAGGGUUGCACUUUUGUGAUGGCAGCGCACCAGAUCAGGAUUCAUGAGGCGAGGGCGACGGAUUUUUACCUGCGGGUGAGGAGCAGGCCGAUCAUUGAAGAUUGCAAUGGUGUGAGAUUUGCACCGCAUGCUUUGAAGUAUGAUGGGAUUGAUGUAGAUUUGAAGGAGUCUGGGCUCGAGGAGGAAACUGGUGAUUGGGCCAAUGUGGAUGACUUCAAGUGGCUCAGGGCAGUGCAGUCACCGAAUUGGUGCUUGGUUCCAGAGGAAGAACGGCUGCAGACUGUUGACAUCUCGGAGAUCCAUGAACAGGAGGAUGAUAGCUAACCUGCUCUGGAGGGUUUAUUGUUCUUGAUUGAUUAGUGAAUUUUGAUACCUGUGGAGAUCAUGUUUGAGUUUGUUUAAAGCUGGUGGCUUGUAAUGUACAUGCUGAGUUCACAAUAUGAAGGAUGAAGUAAUUUGAUGUUUCUCAACAAGACUAGUUCAAUUGUUUGCAACUUUGCAUACGCAAUAUUGAUAAGAGCAGAGAGUUUGGAGAA